Molecule: messenger RNA, 3376 nt
Organism: Aspergillus costaricaensis CBS 115574
Lineage: Eukaryota; Fungi; Ascomycota; Eurotiomycetes; Eurotiales; Aspergillaceae
Exons: 12
Coding region: 239-3235 (998 amino acids)
Biological process (GO): regulation of DNA-templated transcription; glutathione catabolic process
Cellular component (GO): plasma membrane
Molecular function (GO): glutathione gamma-glutamate hydrolase; DNA-binding transcription factor activity, RNA polymerase II-specific; zinc ion binding
Source: RefSeq, a predicted model, not a curated record
CAUACUUCUGUCAUUUAGGCUUGGUCUAUCCGCUGCACUGAUCCUCUUGUUAUCGGAUUGUGUGCUGUGGUCAUUGUGAUUAUUCUCACCCCACGCACUACUAGUACUGCUUAACCCAUUCAUUACAACCAAAGACUACCAGUACUAUCGUCGCGCAGCUUCUACCUUAACCGGAACUAGAUAAGUCUUGCCCUUGACGAACUACGUCAUUCCUCUUCCGUGCCUGGCACUCUUCCGAAUGCCCUCCCGCCGCAGUCAUACCAAGUCCCGGAAGGGUUGUCUCCAAUGUAAGAAACGGCAUGUGAAGUGCGACGAAGAGACACCACGAUGUGGCCUGUGCAAGAAACGAAGACUGGAUUGCACAUACCCACCGUCAAGUGAAGCGGAUAGCCAGCAUGCAUCCACACCCCAGGAUAUGCCUGAUGUAUUUACUGGUCCCGAAGGAGAACCGCAAUCAGACAGAAUGCUUGAGAUGAAACUAUUCCACCACUAUGUAACAGAGACAUACAUCACACUCUGUCAAGGCCGUCUAGAUGCUCACCACUUCCAAGUGGUUGUCCCACGGAUCGCGGUCUCUCAUGCCUUCUUGCUGGACAGCCUACUAGGAUUGUCUGCUCUUCAUCUAGCGUACCUGAACACUCACGAUAACCGUUCAUGGCUAGAAAUCGCACUCAAGUAUCAGAACCGAGCAUGUUCAGCAUUCACCCGUGUACUUGCAGAAAUGACACCUGAAAAUUGCGCACCAGCCUUCCUGUGCUCCAUCUUCAUUAUGCUCUGCGCAACAGCCUAUCCGUGUGUUACCCAGGACAAACAUACAUUCGAGCCUCUAUCCCAUGUUUUGGAGAUUCGACAGCUCAUAGCGGGCUGUGCGUUUCUUUUCGAGCAGCUUAGCGGCAUGGAGUAUCGGGGCGACCUCCAGGGGUGGCUGAAGUAUAAGGAUGACGAGGUCGACCAAGAUGGAAAUCCCUACCAUGUACAGGAAUCUCAAAUCAAACUACGCAGUGCCAUCAUGGAGUCUUUGCAGCGGGUGCAAGACAAAUUCACCAGCCUUGGUGGGCCGAACCAGACUACAUACCAAAAUACGUGGGAUAUUCUUCAUGAAGCCAUCAAACGAUGGCCGUUCGGUGGCCCAAACGGUGGCAUCAUUGCGUGGCCCAUAAACAUCAGCGAAGACUACAUUGCUCUGCUGAAAAGUGGAGACUGGGUGGGCCGCGUGCUAUUUCUACACUACGGGGUAGGAUUGCACCUUCUCUCUGACAAGUGGUUUGUCCGCGACUGGGGCCGGCGUCUUAUUGAAACAGUCCUGCAAUUGGAGGAAGAUAUCCCCCCCAUUUGGACGGAAACCAUUACAUGGACAAAGGAGGCCACCUAUCAGCCAAAGAAAAGUUCGAGCCAAGAUGCGGAGAAGCAGCCACUUCUCGAAACCUGGGAGACCCCGGCUGAGCGAUCGCAGUGGACCUUGUUACAUGACAAGCGACCCAGCGCUUCAACUAUGUUCCGCCUUGCGAAAUUCACGAUAUUGUCGACGCUACUCCUAACCAUAAUAACGAUACAUCUGCCAAGUGUGCUCACCUCGCCUCUUGAAUUUGCGACUAGCCGGCUUGACCGAGCGAGUAAAUUGGAGGAUGGGAAGCGCGGUGCAGUGGCGAGCGAAAGUGCUAUCUGCAGUCGCCAUGGAACAGAUAUUAUAAACAUGGGGGGAAAUGCAGCUGACGCGAUGGUUGCAACAAUGCUCUGCGUUGGAACUGUUGGCAUGUACCAUAGUGGAAUCGGAGGAGGUGGGUUCAUGCUGGUCAAGACCCCUGAAGGCUCUUUCGAGGCCAUCGAUUUCCGCGAAACUGCCCCGGCGGCCGCUUUCCAGGAUAUGUUUGAGAAUAAUACGAAGGCUUCCGUCAGCGGGGGCCUUGCAAGUGCCGUUCCUGGGGAACUGCGUGGUCUCGGGUAUCUCCACAACAAGUAUGGCUCGCUCCCCUGGUCAACUGUUGUGCAGCCCGCCAUUCAAACCGCACGGGAGGGGUGGUCAGUCGGGCAUGACCUGGUCCGCUAUAUGAAAGCUGCUGUUGGGGACGACGAAGACUUCCUAUCUCAGGACUCUACCUGGGCGCUCGACUUUGCUCCCAAUGGAACCAGGCUCGGUCUGGGUGAUACCAUUACGCGAAAACGUUAUGCGGCCACACUGGAGACCAUCGCAAACGAGGGCCCCGAUGCCUUCUACUCUGGAUCGAUUGCAAAGACCAUGAUAGAUGCGGUACAGAAAGCUAACGGUACAAUGACGCUUGAGGACUUGGCCAAUUAUACGGUCGCUAUCCGCAACAUCUCAGAAAUUGAUUACCGCGGCUAUCGGAUUACUAGCACCCCAGCCCCUUCCAGUGGUAUCGUAGCUCUGAACGUUCUCAAAGUUCUGGGUACUUACGAUAACCUUUUUAGUCCGGAUACUCUGAACCUGAGCACUCAUCGAUUGGACGAGGCUAUACGGUUUGGAUAUGGAUUGAGGACUAAUCUAGGAGACCCGUUCUUCCUCGAUGGCAUGGACACGUAUCAGGAAAUGAUGCUAGCGGAUUCCACCAUUGAAGAGAUUCGAAAGAACAUUUCCGACCAGCAUACCCAAGCCGUGUCUGCCUACAAUCCGCAGGGAUAUGAGAGUCUUGAAACACCGGGUACCUCGCAUAUUGCUGCCAUUGAUCACAGUGGGCUUGCCAUUUCCGCGAUCACGACCAUCAAUCUGCUUUUUGGCUCCAAAGUCAUGGUUCCUGAGACUGGUAUCAUAAUGAAUAAUGAGAUGGAUGACUUUUCUAUUCCUAAUUCGUCCAACUCCUUUGGCUAUGUUCCUUCCGAGGCAAACUUCAUACGACCCGGGAAACGACCACUGUCCUCUUGCACUCCGGCCAUUGUUACCCAUCCUAACGGAACAGUGUUCUUCGUCGCCGGCUCGGCAGGAGGUAGUCGGAUUAUCACUGCCACCAUCCAGAACAUUAUACACACCGUCGACGAAGGUCUUUCAGCGGCAGAAGCCUUGGCCCAGCCGCGCCUUCACGAUCAACUGGUCCCGAAUCGUGUCACCUUCGAGUACGAUUAUGACAAUGAGACCGUGUCCUUCAUGGAGGCAAGAGGUCACAAUGUGACCUGGGUAGGUCCAGGGGAGAGCACGGCGCAGGCGAUUCGAGUUCUACCGAAUGGAACCUUCGAUGCUGCAGGGGAGCCUAGACAGGCUGAUUCUGGAGGGUUUGCUGUUUGAGGGAUCUAUAAUGCAUAUGUCCAUCCUGACUACACAUAUAUGAGGGUUUUAUGAGCGAUACCUUCUGUCUUGCAUUUACAGUUUUGGACUUGAGUUGCAGCGAGAGAUAAAGUAUACAUAUAGCAUUAGACUUGAAUAUCG